Mucor mucedo is the source of this 1963-nucleotide messenger RNA. RefSeq lists its product as uncharacterized. NCBI's taxonomy places the organism in Eukaryota, Fungi, Mucoromycota, Mucoromycetes, Mucorales, Mucoraceae. The transcript has a single exon. The record is from RefSeq and is a predicted model, not a curated record. Gene Ontology annotation, molecular function: protein binding. The coding region runs from base 102 to 1760 and encodes 552 amino acids.
UUUUUAUCCAAUCAUAUGAUCCUUGACAAUAAGGAAUAUUUUACAUGACACAAGGCGCAGUAAUUAUUUGCUUCAAACCCUCUUUUCUCUGUUAACACAUCAUGCCCUCCAAAAUUGUUCCUAAUGAAAUUUUGGUUCAGAUAUUCUGUCUACUAGACCGAAAAAGUAUUCAUUCUUUACUGUACCUUUGCAGACAAUGGCAUACUGUUGCAACCCCAUUUUAUUUUCAAAAGAUCCGGAUUAAAGAAACAGAUUUAGGAUUCGGCACACAUUUUAUAAACGGACAUAUGACACAAGAGCUUACUUUAUACAAAGAAAGUAGGGCAAAUCAGUUUUCUCUUCAAAAAUUAGGCGAACAACUCUUGCUGCUGCUGUCUUAUCUACCAAAUUUAGAAAGGCUUGUUAUUCAAUUAUGUCGCCAUUCACGUCAUUACCUGUCUAUUUUACAUCAACUUAAAGACACAGAUACGUAUUUACAACGUAUCCAAGAAAUUGUCUUCUACUCAAAUUACCCAAAAGAGCAUGUUUCACACUUUCUUGCUUGCUAUAGCUUUUGUAAAACGAUUAAGCGGCUUGAAACCGAUGUGAACGACAACUAUCUUAUGGCCACUACAUCAAAGCAUUUACAUUAUUAUCUACCACAGUUUACUUGCUUGACCCACUUAGUCUAUAACUGCCAACAAGGAAACGAUGCAACUUUAUUUGACAUUUUAAAUUGCUGUGAAAAUAUUGUAGAUUUUCAGUUCACCAGCCGUCACCCCAUUCCUUCCCGAGCAAGUAGUCAAGUUGACACUACAUAUAACAAGCAUCUAAAACGGCUGACCAUUUCUUCUCUGAUGAAUAUAUCUGCAUAUAUUGACUAUAUCCGAAACGUACAGCCAUUGGAUUGCUUGAAUCUAAUCAUUCAUCAAGAUGGAUAUAAGUUAUUUCAGUUGAUUGAACCGUUUGCUGAGGAAUUUCAAAAAUUCAAACAUUUAAAAAUUGAUUUUGAUUACGGACAAAGCAUAUCGAUCCCACCAUCAUACACCAACGUAUUUUACAGCGUUUUAUGCAAACUGAAAGGUGAUAGAAAUGUAUUGUAUGAUGCCAUAUUUAGUUCCUUCAGUUACAAUUCAAGAAAUUUCAUUACCGCUCUUGAUGAUGAGCUAAGUUUUGUUUAUGUCAUAAACAGUGGCAAUCAGAAAUUCUUUGUCGACACGCAUGGAAUCGUGAAAAGUCUAAAAUUUAUGAAAAACAGAUCCACACUAUUGGACUUAUUCAACUAUGCGAAAACGUUUCCUCGACUAGAAACGAUCUGUAUAGAAUUCGGUGAUUUCUAUUUAAAGGCCAAUAAAUCAACGGUAAUUACGAAUUGUUUUAGACCUACCCAAACUUUUUUCGAUCAAAUACACACUUAUCUCCCUGAUACCGAAGUUAUUACAUUUAAACGACAAAAUCCUUUUAGCGGUAGAGCACUUGGAACCACAUGGGAUCUUACGGAUUUCAAAAGUCUCAAGGAAUUCAACUUCCAUGUUAAUCAUUUAGACUUACAGGGUCAUGACAACACAUUUCUCAAAUUUGAUUACGGCGACUCCCAUUGCUACCGAAGAGUACGCUAUCACAUAGAUAUACGGAAGAAUUUGGAAUUUGGGAUUGUAUCCUCACCAGAGUGGAAUAGCCGCACAUUGAUCAUUACUAUCAAGGUCUAUAGUCCCUCAGUAGAUAUAAAUUGUAUCACAAACAAUUUUUAUACGGUAGAACCUGUGGCAUAUCUUAAUUAAACAUACUACUUGAUAAAUUUUGAACAAAAUACGUCUUCUUCUAUCGAUGUUCUUUCGGAAACUAUCUCACUUGUUCCUAUCGCUGUCUCAUGCUAGCAAUACAUCGUUUUACUUGUUGUAUUUCUUUCAUACUCUCUAUUAUGUCGUCCCAAAAUUUGUCGUUGUGUUUGACAUCAUCAGUAAACACCAAACUUUCAUUGUCG